Molecule: messenger RNA, 1644 nt
Organism: Seriola dumerili (greater amberjack)
Lineage: Eukaryota; Metazoa; Chordata; Actinopteri; Carangiformes; Carangidae
Gene: gsg1l
Product: germ cell-specific gene 1-like protein
Exons: 5
Coding region: 223-1245 (340 amino acids)
Cellular component (GO): plasma membrane
Source: RefSeq, a predicted model, not a curated record
GGCUGGAAGGUUUCCGAUGGAGGAGGAUAUUUAUAACCCAGAGUUUCAGCCUCUCUUCCCUGGGAGAGUCCGGACCACCUGUCACUUCUCUCUGCUCUGAGGACGAACUGGCACAAAGAGGAGAAGAGAGGCAGAGAGACGCGCGUAAUUCCUCUGCGCGCCUUUACUGCGCCUUGCCUCUCCUCCUCAUCCUCCUCUGACCGCCUCCGUCUCUCUCCUUGGAUGAACUUUCUCGCCGCCUGCGGGGACGCGGCCGCUCGCACCGAGAUCAUGAAGACAACGCGAAAAUGUCGCGCGCUGCUGUCGGUGGGUCUGAACCUGGUGGCUCUGUUCUUCUCCACCACCGCCUUCAUCACCACGUACUGGUGCGAGGGCACCCAGCGUGUUCCCAAGCCCAACUGCAGCAAGCAGCGGCGCCACAACUGCAUCGACUACGGCGUGAACGAGACGGACCAGAACAAGGUGCACUACAGCUGGGAGACCGGGGACGACCGCUUCCUGUUCCGCCGCUUCCACACCGGCAUCUGGUAUUCCUGCGAGGAGAACAUCCACGAGGCAGGUGAGAAGUGUCGGAGCUUCAUUGAUCUGGCCCCGGCGUCGGAGAGAGGUGUGUUGUGGUUGUCGGUGGUGUCGGAGGUGCUCUACAUCCUGCUGCUGGUGGUCGGCUUCAGCCUGAUGUGUUUGGAGCUUUUCCACUCCAGCAACGUCAUUGACGGACUCAAACUCAACGCCUUCGCCGCUGUCUUCACUGUGUUGUCCGGUCUUCUGGGUAUGGUGGCCCACAUGAUGUACACUCAGGUGUUCCAGAUCACAGUCAGUCUGGGUCCUGAAGACUGGAGGCCUCACAGCUGGGACUAUGGCUGGUCCUUCUGCAUGGCCUGGGGUUCCUUCACCUGUUGUAUGGCCGCCUCCGUCACCACCCUCAACUCCUACACCAAGACGGUCAUCGAGUUUAGACACAAAAGGAAGCUGUUCGAGCAGGGCCUGCGCGAGGAGCAGAACUACCUGGACCAGGAGGCUUUCCACUACUUCCGGGACCGCUCCCUCCAGUCCAUCUCCAGCACUGUGGAGGUCUACCCCGGCCACAGUGGAGCCAGAGGCGGGAUUGUUGUCGGGGGCCCAGGUCCAGGUCCUGGACCAGGUCCGGGUCCGGGUCCUGGUCCCGGACGGGGCAAGAUGCGAGCUGCAUCAGCCUCCAUAGACCUGGGGGAGAACACUGACUCUCUGGGGGAGGAGCAGUGCUGAGCCACCCACGGGAAUGGGAGGGUCAUGUGGGAUGGGAUGUGAUGAGAUGAUGAGGCAGACUGCUCCUUUAGGUCUGGACCCAGCUACUGGUUUUCCCGCCAAAAUCAAAAGCACAGCAGCCCUUAUUUUCUGUUUGAAGAAGAUGAUUAACAGACUUGACGAGAGGAGACAUGGAGGAAGCAAAUAAAUAAAAUUAAACAGAUAUGUUCUAUAUAUGAAAUGAAAAUGAAUAUUAAAUGUGACAAACGGACUGAGAUCAUUCACUUUGAGAUCUGUGACUUCAUGGAUGGAAAUCAGGUGUUUUCCAGCAUAUUUCACAGUGCUAUGUGUAGUAUUUUAACAUCAAUAAAUAAUAUGAACUAUGAGACAUUAACCUAUUUGUAAGUUUUGCUAUUGCUA